AUGUCUACUGGAAAAUCUGAGAUUGUGAUAGAGGAAGAUCAAAUAAGGCAGAAAUUGGACCGUUUGUUUGAGAAAUGGAAAAAUCCACCGCCAAAUUCAAAUUUAUCUAAAGUGAAUUGUAUAUUGACAUUUACCGGCAAAGCAAAGACUGAUGAAGGUGGUACCUAUCAGCAGGAAGAGAUACAAUUAUGGUUAACAGGUUAUCAGUUUCCAGAGACAUUGUUUUUGUUUAUAAAUGAUGGAAGUUGGUUAAUUGUUACUAGUCCCAAGAAAGCAACUUAUAUCGAGCAGAUUAAAAGUUAUUAUAAGAAUCUCCAAAUAAUUCAUAGAGUUCCAAAUGAUGAUAAAUAUGCACUAAAUAAAUUAUUUGAUAUUAUUAAGAAGACCAUAAAUGUGCCUGUCAUUGGAGUUCUUGGAGAUAUGGAAUUUCAUGGAGAUUUUGCAUUAAAUUGUAAAGAAUUCUUUAAAAAUUAUCAAUCAUUAAGUGUAUCCCAUGAUAUAUCAUCAAUUAUCGCAAUAAGAACUGACAAGGAAAUUGUUUGGCAACAAUGUUCUGGGCAUUUAAGCUGUGGUGCCUUGAAGUUUGGUUUGAUAAAUGUUAUUGAAAAUAUAUUGGAUACCGAAACACAUGAAACCCAUUCUUCAAUUGUCAAACAAAGUUUAAAUUUGAAGCCAGAUUCUAGACUUGUUACUAAACUCGGGGAUAAGUUUAAGAUGGAUUACAAUGAAAUGGAAAUUUUAUAUGGAAAUGUACAAAGUGGACAUAAUUGUUCAUUGCGGAUUGGCGCUAAACCUACGGAUGAAUAUUUAUCUCAUGAUCCAGGAACAAUUUUAGUUUCUAUUUGUUCAAAAUACCAUGAAUAUUAUACGUGUAUAACCAGAACACUGAUUCUCGAUGGCAGUCAAGUACAUAAGGAUGUUUAUAAUGCAUCAUGGCAAAUAUUAUCAUUUGCAAUUAAUUGUCUAAAACCCGGAGUUUCAUUUGCAGAAGUAUAUGAUAAGGUAUACGAUAGAGUUUCAGAUAAGUAUCCUAAGUUAUUAACAAAUUUUAGCAAGAAUAUUGGUCAUGCAAUUGGUCUAGAGUUUCGAGACAACAAUUUAAUAUUAUCACCAGAAAAUAAACAAUCAAUAUUAGAAAAUAAUAUGGCUAUAUUUUUAUCCAUAGGCUUUAGUAAAGUAGAAGGGGAUAAAAAUUCAAAUCCAUUCUCGGUUUGGUUAUGCGAUACUGUUUUAUUGCGUAAUGAUACUCCAUUGGUGUUUACAGAUGGAAUUACUAAAUUAAUAGAUAAUAUUAGCUAUGAACUUGAACAGGAAAAACCAGAAAAACAGAAUAAGGUAGCCGUUUCGGCAUCUGUAUUGAAGAAUGCUGAAUCUGUGAUACUUAAAGAUAGGCUACGCCGUCGUGAUGCCAACAGUAACGCUCAUGCAAGUCAUCAACAAGCACAAGAACAGUUGCAACGACAAAAAGUUUUGAGGGACGAGAAGUUGGAAGAGAUUAAAAAGAGAUACGGAAGAGAAGGAAAUUUGGGUACCAAUGUGAUAAAGAAGGAAUUUAUUAAACUAGAUACAAUGCAAUGCUUUCAAAAUCCCGAUAUGUUCCCUAAGGACAUUCAGCCUAGCAAAAUUUUUGUGGAUUACCGUGGUGAAGCAAUAAUGCUGCCAUUAAAUGGGUAUCAUGUGCCAUUAAGCAUAUUGAGUGUAAAAAAUGUAUCGUGUAAUGUUGAAGAAAAUAAUAAGUUUUAUACGUUACGUAUUAACUUACAAGUUCCAGGUUCAAAUUCCUACACUAAAAGUGAAGGAAAUCCGUUGCCUGAAGUAUCAGGGGCCAAUGUCUUAUUUAUAAAAGAAUUAAUUUUCAGAUCGACCGAUGGCAAGCACAUACAAUCAGUCUUCAGGAGUAUUAAGGAAUUGUUUAAGAGUAUAAAACAGAGGGAGAGCGACGCAGAGACAAAGGGCAUGGCAGUGCAGGAUAAAUUACUGAUUAAUAAGACAGGCAAACGAAUUUUAUUGAAGAAUUUGAUGGCCCGACCGAAUAUUCAAGGCGCAAAGAAAACUGUUGGAAUGCUUGAAGCUCAUGAAAAUGGAUUUAGAUACACAGUUAAUGCAAGAGAUAAUGUUGAGAUUGUAGAUAUAGCAUAUGAAAACAUAAGAUUUGCAAUAUUCCAACCUUGCGAUCGUGAACUAAUAGUUCUAAUCCACUUCCAUUUGAAAUAUCCAAUACUAGUGGGUAAAAAGAAGACACUAGAUUUUCAAGUAUAUUCUGAAGCUGGAACUCAAGUGGAUGAUCUGGAUAAUAGGAGGGGUGGCGCUUACUACGAUCCUGAUGAGCAGCUUGAGGAGAUGAGGGAGAGAGAGAUGAGGCGAAGGCUCAAUUCUGACUUCAAAAACUUUGUUACCCAAUGUCAGCAAGUUAGCAAUAUUAAAUUUGAUCUACCCUAUAGAGAACUUAUGUUUACAGGAGUGCCAAUGAAAAGCAAUGUAGAAAUAAUACCUACUGCAAACUGUUUAUUACACCUUAUUGAAUGGCCACCUUUCAUUUUAGAACUGAAAGAAAUAGAAAUUGUAUCACUUGAACGCAUCCAACAUGGAUUACGUAAUUUUGACAUGGUCUUCAUUUUUCAAGAUUACACCAAACCUAUUAAACGCAUAGAUCUGAUACCAGUGGAAUUCUUAGAUGUUAUUAAACAGUGGUUAAAUGAAUUAGGUAUUGUAUGGUAUGAGGGGAAGAACAAUUUGCAAUGGACAAACAUUCUUAAGACUAUACUCUCUGAUGUAGAAUCUUUUGUUGAGAAUGGAGGAUUUGAAGGGUUUUUGGGCGAAGGUGAAAGUGAGUAUGAGGAUGAGGAUGAGGAUGAGAUGGAUGGAGAUGAGGAAUAUGACAUAGACAGUGAGGAGGAGGAUGAUGAAAGCGAAUAUGAUGAUGAAGAAUCAUUGGCGGAUGAAUCGGAAGAUGAAGAGGAGGAAGAAAUUGAGGAUGAUGAGGAGGAAGUUGACUGGGAUGAAUUGGAGAAUAGGAGUGGAGACAAGAUGCCCGCUAAAAAGGUCAAGGUAUAA
Messenger RNA from Babesia microti strain RI, 3054 nucleotides. Its product is annotated as FACT complex subunit (SPT16/CDC68). Gene Ontology annotation, molecular function: nucleosome binding. The transcript has 8 exons. The coding region runs from base 1 to 3054 and encodes 1017 amino acids. Gene Ontology annotation, biological process: transcription elongation by RNA polymerase II; positive regulation of transcription elongation by RNA polymerase II. Gene Ontology annotation, cellular component: FACT complex. NCBI's taxonomy places the organism in Eukaryota, Apicomplexa, Aconoidasida, Piroplasmida, Babesiidae. The record is from RefSeq and is a predicted model, not a curated record.